AUGUUAUCACGUUCCGGCUUCUGCGCUUGGAUUACGUGCGAAGGGAAGGAGAUUAUAGAGUACGAGAGCACACUGGAUAGUACAGGUAAGAGGGUGAUAUGUUGGAUUCCGAGCGAAGCGGGAAAGACAUUCAGCGUGCACUGGGCUGACCAGGGAACGAACGUUGAUAGCGCAACCUACAUCAAGCUGGAUGGGUUCACUGUGCCAGGGCGUUUUCUAUUCGGCAAGGGUCAGGCUCAACGUUCCGGGGUGAGGGUUGGUGACGACUCGGAGAGACCAUUUCAGUUCUCCCGAGUUGAUGAAGCAGGCUAUAGGAAUAAUCCCGAGGUUGGCACGAUCGCGGUCAAGAUCAAGCUGGUGCUUCGGAACGGCAGACGUCAGCCUAAUGCACCUCAGACAAUCCCACCUCCGGCCAGGGGCACACAUACAGACCUUCACAGUUUUGCGGAAGAAUGUAAGACAUAUAUGCAAACGCCGGACACUUGGUCUUUCGAGCCCUAUGAUAAGUCGGGACCGAGCACUCAUGUUGCCUUCGUGUUUCGGUACAGAUCGCGUCGUAAGUAG
Messenger RNA from Laetiporus sulphureus 93-53, 564 nucleotides. RefSeq lists its product as uncharacterized. Lineage: Eukaryota; Fungi; Basidiomycota; Agaricomycetes; Polyporales; Laetiporaceae. Bases 1 to 564 code for a protein of 187 amino acids. The record is from RefSeq and is a predicted model, not a curated record. The transcript is spliced from 4 exons.